AUGGAGUAUAUAUCUGGUUAUCAAGGCCUUGCGCGAUUCAUGGUCCGCGACAAAGAUCGAAGUCCAUGCAUAUUUCGCACAUUUGACCGCCUGGCAGUUCGCAACCUCCUUUACCUGCAGAGUGAGCUCUUAAGUAUUGAGCAUCGUCUGGAAGCCCUGGAUCAUGCAGAUAUUCGAGCGUCGAUGGAUGUGAAGGCAUGCUUGAGAGACUGGAACACUAUGAAAGUCGAAGAAGCCGAUGAGUCAAUCCGGUGUCAGAUUGAGGAGCGCGCACAAUUAGUUCAGAAGCUGAAGAUGGCGAUGAGAGAUUACCGGGAGAUGCUGCUGCUAGAACACCAGAUCAGAGCGAUCGAAAGGCCCAGUCAGAGAACUCUCGAGGCUGUACGAAACUGCUUUAACAAUGUCAAAAGCUCGCUCAGUCCUGGUGUUCCAGCACUUGAUGGCCUCAAUACAAGCAUUUUUGAUAAUGCCGAUGAUCUGAUUUCGCUUAAGAUUGCAACGGACGACGAUCGGCUUACCCGGUUCCUGCAGAAUACAUUUCCAGUGUUCUUCGCAAAGAGGGCGCCGGAAUCUGACGUUGAAGCACAGAAGCGAGGGAUUGGUAGCAACCUCGACAGCCAAUUACUAUACUAUUCCGAGCGACGUCUCCAUGCUUUUGUCGUGUUCAUCUACAUAGCAUUAGCAUCAUGCUUGCUCUUCGGUGCAAUGUUCAAUCUGUACUUCGUGGAGAGCAACACAAAGCGGCUUGGCUUCAUUGCCGGGUACACCAUAGCAUUUGCAAUCUGCGUGGGCUUCUUGACGAACGCUCGGAGGGCUGAGAUUUUCGGGGCGUGUGCAGCGUAUGCGGCAGUUCUUGUGGUUUUCGUAAGUGGAGGGCUGAGUGGCAAUAUGCCCCCAGGCGGAUGA
Exophiala bonariae is the source of this 906-nucleotide messenger RNA. RefSeq lists its product as uncharacterized. Bases 1 to 906 code for a protein of 301 amino acids. The transcript has 3 exons. The record is from RefSeq and is a predicted model, not a curated record. NCBI's taxonomy places the organism in Eukaryota, Fungi, Ascomycota, Eurotiomycetes, Chaetothyriales, Herpotrichiellaceae.